UUUCACAAUAAUUAAUUAUUUAGUGGAAUUUGCUUUUGAUGAAUGUUAAAGGUGCUAACUGUAUUAUUUAUUUUAUAAUAUCUACUUAAAAUUGUGUUCAAGUAAAUUUUUUUUUUAAUUUCAUGACAAGCAUAUACAAAUGUCGCAAUUUACUUUUUUUUUUUUUUUUCAACGUUAAAAAAUUCAAGCCAGAAACGUACGAGUUUUAGUAUUAACAUUGUAAUUUAAUUAAUAUUGAUGCAAAGUACAUUGUUCUAGGAACUGUAACGUAUUACAUGUUUUACAAUUAAACUAUGAAUUCAUCAUAAUAUUAAUGCUCCUUGCGUUUUCAAGGUUCUUUCUUUUAUAAAACUGAUAUUUGUAAUAAAUGUUCCCCAAUUAUUUAACAUAUAAGAAUUAAGCAAAUAUUUCACUUCAAAUAUCUAUUUGGUAAUCAAUGAUAACCUAUCAAGCUUUUCCAUUUAUCCGUUACUGAUAAAUUAGUAUUAAAUUAGUUACAAGCGCGAUGUAACCAUGGAUUCGUAUAAUAAUUGACAAACUGUGGCAGUGACAGUAUAUCGAAGUUUCCGCGAAUGUCGCUCGAAAAUGUCUGGCCCUAUAUGAAUCGAGCGAGGGGAAAGGACUGUUGCGAAACACAUGAAAAAUCGACGGGAACCGUGUAAUUAAAAGAAUGGUACUAACCCUCCAUUUGUCGUCUCCCUUUUUACGUAUCUGUUUAAAAAAUUGGGAAUAUGUCACAUCGAAAAGAAGUAUUGGUAUCAAUCGACGUAUUCGAGAUUUACCACCGACUAUAUUAAAGGAUAUCUUAAAUGGUAAAAAUGAUGGAAAGAUAAUCGAAUCGGCAUCAUUCACGGGUGAUGCUUCUUGUGGAUCUGAAAAGCAACGAACAGAUUUGCAACCGGUAUGUCUACGUGAGGAACUCUUGUGCAAGGUGUCUAAUCCCGUAAGAGAUUGUUGUCAUAAAGUAUCCAUCGUCGGUGCUGGCAUGGUCGGUAUUGGUGUUGCCAACGCGCUUCUAUUUCAGAAAAUCGCAUCGCAUGUUGCUAUUGUCGACGCGUUUCCGAAAAAGUUGGAAGGAGAGGGCAUGGACCUUUCUCAUGGUUCACUUCUUAUAGGAGAUCCACAUAUCGAGUUUGAUACAGAUUUUUGUAUCACGAGCAAUUCCAGAGUAGUGGUCAUUUGUGCAGGAAUAAAACAGCAAAAAAGCGAAAGCCGUUUGGAUUUAUCAAAACGCAAUACUGACAUCUUCAAAACCAUAAUACCUCCUUUAUUAAGUUUUAGUCCUAACGCGGUUUUCGUUAUCGCUAGUAAUCCAGUCGACAUUCUUUCAUAUGUAACAUGGAAAGUGAGUGGUUUGCCCUACUAUCGUGUUAUCGGUUGCGGAACUCAUAUAGAUACCUGCAGAUUUCGAUACUUAAUCUCAGAUCGUUUAGGUAUCGCUCCAAGUUCCGUUAACGGUAUAAUAAUAGGCGAGCACGGAGAUUCUCAAGUUCCACUCUGGUCUGGAGUGAACGUUGCAGGAGUGCAAUUUCGCGAUAUCAUACCGAAUAUUGGUUUGGAAACCGACGAAGAAAAAUGGUACGAAAUUUCCAGGGAAGUAGUUCAAUUAGGUACAGUGAUCAGAUGUUUGAAAGGGUAUACGAAUACUACGAUAGGACUUUGCGUGGCUGACAUCGUAAAUGCAAUAUUGGGGAAUACACAACGCAUAUUGAACGUAUCGACUAUGAUACAAGGACAUUUCGACAUAUGUAAUGAAUUAUUUCUAUCAUUACCUUGCGCGAUUGGCGAAAACGGCGUCACAAAGAUAGUGAGACUACGUAUGACUGAAUUCGAGAAGAAGUUAUUUCAAACAUCUGCGAAUAUUGUGUACAAUGUUCAAAAGGAUCUCAAGCUAUAGUUGACUCCAUAUUGGUCGUAUAAGAACUACAUUCCGUUUUUUGUGCCAUGUUUAACUUGACGUGUAAAAAGUAUUACUAUCG
Vespa mandarinia (Asian giant hornet) is the source of this 1979-nucleotide messenger RNA. RefSeq names its product L-lactate dehydrogenase B-B chain. The record is from RefSeq and is a predicted model, not a curated record. Gene Ontology annotation, cellular component: cytoplasm. Gene Ontology annotation, biological process: lactate metabolic process; pyruvate metabolic process. Gene Ontology annotation, molecular function: L-lactate dehydrogenase (NAD+) activity. Lineage: Eukaryota; Metazoa; Arthropoda; Insecta; Hymenoptera; Vespidae.